GACUCACGGCUUGUGUGACUAAUCGCGUUAGUGGGAGGCUGAUUUUUCUGAUUACACUUUUUCUACUUUUUCACUCCAAUUUAGGUUAUGUUUAGAAAAUCGUAGGAUGAAAGAAUGCGCAUGAGAACUGACAAAGAUGAACUGAGGAGUAUAAUAAACAUGUCAUUUCCGGCAAGAAGUGGGACUCACAGAAAGGCGGUACCCAAUAAAAAAUGGAUAAAGCAGAGAAUAACGAUACUUUAUCCGAAAGUUUUUUUCUCUCAUCCACAACGGAAUCAUACAAUGGUUUAUUGGAUACAGAGUCUUCCAUCGAUUUAGAACUAAUUUUGAGCGAAUUUUAUUCGAUGUUGAAUCAGACAAUCGAAGACUCAUACUCAUUGUCAGAGGAGUUUCUCUCCACAAGAAAAGAUCGUCAACCAUCGAUUAUUAUUGCUGCUAAUAAUAAUGAUUACAGCGAAUCUGAAGAGUCUGAAAUAAGUCAGAUAAGAGACACCUCUUUUCCAAACUCAAUUGGCGGUUCUGUAAAUCGUUUGAGUCCAUCAGGAAUGUCCUUCUACAUGGGAAAAAUGGAAAACUCAAUUUGCUCUGGAGAAUUCACGCUUCCGGAAAAUUCGAAUUUGAUGACUCACACUGGAAUAAAAAUAAAUUGGAUCACCGACCAUCUUCCAAAAAAUGACAAGAACAUAGAAAAUGAAUCGUGUCCCACUUGGAAUUCUCUAAUAAAUAUGAGCUUCGAUGAUCGCAAAACCAAUCCAAAUUUAACUUCAGUGGAGCCCUUUAAAAUUCCUGAUACGAGUAUUCUAGUAGCCAACAGAGAAGAUUGCGAAAAAGAGAAGACAGUAAUUUACGAUCAGAGUUUGAAUUAUAAACAAGAUUCGUCUCUGAUCACAAGUUUUAAGAGUCGAAUCUCAGAUUCACAUUUUUUCACUCGGAGAAAAAAGGAACUAUACUUUCAAUCUCCUCGAAAAAUAAUCAAUCAAACGAUAGCUAAAGAAAUUGCGGACAGAAGCCAAGAAGAAGAAUUUGAAAGAAUAAUUGCAGAGUUGCCAGAUGUUACAGUGGCAGAUAUUUCACAUCCAGAAUGGCCAUCCUUCAACGAUGACGACCCAGAACAUGAAAAAAAAUCAUUGAAAUUUUCUAGAACUUCGACCAUCAACGAUUUGAAAACUUUGCCUCGUGAAAAUCUUGGUAAAUCCAAAUUUGGAUUGAGGGUUCUUAACUUUUUUUCUCGAAAAAAAAGCACAAGAUAUUUUAACUCUCCGAAAAAAUAAAUUCUAUUUUAAAUUAGUUCGGGUUUUUAAUGGGGUAGUUGCAUACUUUUAAAUAUAUUUUCUUCUUCUGAAAUCAAAAAAGGCGAAGAACGGAAUACAAUUACUUAAAGGAAGCUUUUUCACAUAAGGUACAUUAUUUUAGCUGUAAAAGUACCUUUUUUUUCGGGAAAAAUGAGAUCUUGCUGAUUGGACGAAGCAGAGGAAGUAGUAAUCAGCUAAUCAGCAUUUCAAGCAAACGAACCAGCAUUGGCUGGAACAGUUUUUUCUAGACUAACAAGUAAAAGUCAGUUAUCUGUAUAGGGUUUUAAAAACAUUUUUUAAAAUAUUUUUUUUCACAGAAAUUAUGUUUUCAACUUUUUUUUUAAUAUACUGCAAUUUAAUUAUGUAUUUAUCAAUCAGUAUCUAUCAGUAUUUAAAAAAUAUAUUAUCUAAAAUUCAUGCAACUAACCCAUUGUUAGAUUUCCUAAAUUAUUAAAGAAUAUUCGACUUGAUUAAAUUACAUUUAUUUUAUACAUAAGAACAUAAACCGAGUGAAAAACUUCACACUGGAUCUCUACGGACAAGGAAAAUUUUUACAAAAAAAGAGAUGUACUAUGUGCAUUUAUCUAUCACAAUAUUCAUUUAAA
Belonocnema kinseyi is the source of this 1897-nucleotide messenger RNA. RefSeq lists its product as uncharacterized. The transcript has 2 exons. NCBI's taxonomy places the organism in Eukaryota, Metazoa, Arthropoda, Insecta, Hymenoptera, Cynipidae. The coding region runs from base 213 to 1271 and encodes 352 amino acids. The record is from RefSeq and is a predicted model, not a curated record.